Elaeis guineensis (African oil palm) is the source of this 1288-nucleotide messenger RNA. RefSeq lists its product as uncharacterized. Gene Ontology annotation, molecular function: ATP binding; protein kinase activity; receptor serine/threonine kinase binding. NCBI's taxonomy places the organism in Eukaryota, Viridiplantae, Streptophyta, Magnoliopsida, Arecales, Arecaceae. The record is from RefSeq and is a predicted model, not a curated record. Gene Ontology annotation, biological process: protein phosphorylation.
CUUUGGCAAUUCAAGUGAAUCUUUUGUCUUUGGGAACAAGAGGCUUUGUGGAGGCGAUCCAGGGUUGCAACUACCACCUUGCUCUGUCCAAGCCUCCAAAAGAAAUUCAUGCAAGAUAAUAAUCAUAAUUAUUGCGAGUGUUGUAGCAAUCUUAUGCUUCUGUUUUCUGUUGAUUCUUUUGCAAUUGAGAAAGAGACGGGAAAAAUCUCCAUCCGUGUCCCCCAUGGAAGACAGGUACAUUACAAUAUCUUACAAUGAUAUCCUCAAAGCUACUGAUGGAUUCUCUUCAGCCAAUUUGGUGGGUACUGGAAGUGCCGGUUCUGUAUAUAAAGGGAAAUUGGAUUGUGAAGAGAAGUUCGUUGCUGUGAAGGUAUUUAACAUUCAGCAAGUUGGAGCUCUGAAGAGUUUUAAAACCGAAUGUGAAAUCAUAAGAAAUGUUCGCCAUAAUAAUCUGGUCAAAAUCAUCACUUCAUGAUCAAGCAUGGAUUUUGCUGGUAAUGAAUUCAAAGCUCUAAUCUUCGAGUACAUGCCUAAUGGGAGCUUGGAAGGGUGGCUGCAUCCUAGAGCUCAGGAGUGUCAUCAGACAAGAAAGUUAAACCUGACUCAGAGGCUGAACAUUGCCCUUGAUGUGGCUUCUGCUCUAUGUUAUCUGCAUCACAACAUUGCUGUGCCAGCGACUCACUGUGAUCUGAAGCCAAGCAACGUUCUUCUUGACAAUGACAUGACUGCCCAUGUGGGUGAUUUUGGGCUUGCAAGGUUCCUCUGUACUUCGGGCUCGACGAUUUCCAAAUAUUCAACAAGCUUUGUGGGGAUAAAAGGAACGAUCGGAUAUGUUGCACCAGAAUAUGCAAUGGGUAGCCAAAUAUCCACACAAGGAGAUGUGUACAGUUACGGAAUACUAUUGCUAGAGAUGCUUACGGGAAGGAAGCCUACAAAUAACAUAUUUAAGGAUGGCUUAAACCUUCAUAAAUUUGUUAAUAUGGCUUUCCCAGAAAGAGUCAUGGAGAUUGUGGAUCCACGAAUUUUGCAAGAUGAAAGUGAAGAAGUUGAUGGCAAUAUUAGAAAUGAUAAUUUUAAUGGGAUGCAACUGAGGAGAUGCAUAACUUCAUUGAUUAGAAUUGGUCUCUUGUGCUCCAAGGAAUCACCAAAUGAACGACCAAGAAUGCAAGAUGUCACCAUUAAGAUUCGUGCAGUCAAAGAAAUGUUAUCAGUAGUUGAAAUUACUGAAGAGGGGACAAAUUUGGCUGAACCAAUGGAAGUGCACCAUACGUGGGUUAUCAAUGUUUAA